Molecule: messenger RNA, 978 nt
Organism: Peniophora sp. CBMAI 1063
Lineage: Eukaryota; Fungi; Basidiomycota; Agaricomycetes; Russulales; Peniophoraceae
Source: the annotation of a GenBank genome assembly
AUGUCUAUCGUACACCCAUCCGUGGAAGAGGGUAGAUGGCUAUCUCUACUAGCCUCACAGCCGGAGCGCGUCGUCGAGCUCCUGCGCCUUCGCGACGACACACCGAUGACUGACGACGGAGAUACCGGAGCAGACCACGAGCCCGCCUUUCGCGCUCUCCUAUCUUUGACCAGCAAUCUUACUCGUCCGCAGCAACGAACUGUCUGGGAUGGGCUGGUCGACGUCGGCCUUGCGCAAGCUCUCUGCGCGAUCAUCGCAGAUAGGACCAUCUUAGCGAAUGAAACCAAGCUCGGUGGCGAUGAAUCGACUACAUGGACGUCAUCCGCAAAUGUCUUAGUUCGGUGGGCUGUUAGCGUGAAUGAUUAUCCCUCGCGAACGGAUGUGGAAGUGGUGGUAUGUUUGAAGAAGAACUGGUCGGCAAUGAUGAGAAGACUAUAUGGCGGUCAGUUUGUUUCAAAAUUCGCGGAUCAAUUACACACACCUCGCGCGUUUCCAACCGCACCCCGGGCAUUCCUAACUACACUCCCCGCAUUCCUAACUGCACACACCGCGACUUCCCAACUCUACAGCCCUCCCGGGAGGCCCGCUUCUCCCGGGCUGCCGGUCCUCCCCUCCUCCCCUCCCUCCCGUCCCGUUGGCGGCGCAGUAAAGCGCUUGAUCGUAGCUCUCGAACGAGACCCAUAUAGUGGUAAGAGCGGGAGGGAGACGGAGGAGGUUGGGCGAGGACGCGGCGGCCUCGGGGCUGCGGGCUCGGCUAACGCGCCCACGUGUUUUGCCGCGUGUGUCGCAGAACGCGUUGCGCUCGCCCCGCUCUACUCCUCGCCAGUGCUGCUUCUCGUUCUAUAUCUAGCUACAUACCUAGGGACUUUUUUCCUCGCUCUAUGCCCAUAUAGCGUGAUGAAAGGGCCUUCGGACAUCCGAGUUGCACCGAAUAAGGGCCUAAAACCCCGAUUUCCAAGAAAAAAUGAGUUCAUAUAA